UCCACCAAAUGGUGCUGGGACGAGCAAGGGUCGCGCUGCCCCUCUCCUGCUGGGCUCGCCUGGGCUCCCUGGUGCUCGGCAGGGACACAGGGGCGGCAUGCUCCUCCCGAAGGACCCUGUGGACAUCUAGGACGUCGGGAGAUGCGGAGAGGAUCAAGGAGAAGGCCGUAGAGGCCGUCGAAGGAGGCGAGGAGGAGGGCGGCGGGCGCCUCUCCUCUUCCAUCCAUCCACCUCCUCCUCCUCUUCCUCUUUCUUCCUCUCCUUCGGAAAGCGAUUCGAGGGCGGAAGGAAGUCGAGGAAGAAUCAUCUUGCCCCUGGAGUCCAUGGGCGAGUUUGUAUCCUCGCUGACAGAAGAGCAGAGGGCAGCCCUUCUGCAGGAGAUUCACGAGGCGCAGGCAACCGAAGUCAAGAGGAGGGCCGAGGAGAAAUUAGCUUCCUGGAGGUGGCGUUCGCGAUUUGGCCGCCCAACCUCAGUGCAUUCUCUUGGUGCUGACCCUACAGGAACUUAUUGUGCUAUACCGCAGGAUUGGCUUCAAAAGAAAGUUGCGGAGAAGACGAAAGCCAGACCUCCAAAUGCAACAGAACUAAGACAGUUGGCUGUGUUUAAUGCUCUACCAUUUAUUGGUUUUGGUUUCCUUGACAACUUCAUCAUGAUUAUUGCUGGUGAUUACAUUGACCUCACCAUUGGUACGACUCUGGGUAUAAGCACAUUAGCGGCUGCAGCCCUCGGGAACACUGUCAGUGAUCUGGCUGGUAUAGGGUCUGCAUGGUAUGUGGAGAACAUGGCAGCUAGGACUGGCAUGCGACCCCCAGACCUUACGCAAGAACAGCUUGACACGGUUUCUGCAAGAUGGUCUGCAAACGUGGGCAGGGGCAUUGGCGUUGUGGUGGGCUGUCUGAUGGGCAUGUUUCCACUCCUCUUCCUACCGUUCCACGAAGAGGACAAGAGUGAAGUAGAGGCAACAUAAUACUUAUUUUUGAUAGGAUUUGAGGAGUAGGGUGGAUGUGAAAAUGAGAGGGUGACUUGGAGUGAUUUUUUUUUCCCCUCCAGAGUCUGAUGUUUGUGUGUUGAGA
Messenger RNA from Penaeus indicus, 1074 nucleotides. Its product is annotated as transmembrane protein 65-like. The transcript is spliced from 6 exons. The record is from RefSeq and is a predicted model, not a curated record. The coding region runs from base 9 to 968 and encodes 319 amino acids. Gene Ontology annotation, cellular component: mitochondrion. NCBI's taxonomy places the organism in Eukaryota, Metazoa, Arthropoda, Malacostraca, Decapoda, Penaeidae.